GUCCUGGUGGCACGUUGCACGCGGCAAAACGCUCUUACGACCAAAUUUUAAUAGCAGUCGCAGCAGCCAGAAAAGGGGCUGAGCACAACUCCAAAGCCUCCAACUUGCACAGUUGUCCGAUUAUGUCAGCUCAGUCUUAAGCGCGUUUUUGUGUCUAUCGCAGGAAUUAGCGAUAAAAGCUUGUACACCUGAGCAAAAUACCUGCUUACGCAUACCUUUGAAGGCUGCUGCAAUUGAAGGAGGCGCCGUGCUGCAGACGAUCAGCCCCCCAACUUAAAACUCAGUGACUGUGCGAGUGUGUUAGUGUGUGUGUGUACUCUGAAUAGGAAGAAUCCGCCGUGCAAGAGCAACAGUUAUUCAUUGUGCUUGGGCAUAAUUAGAGCGCGCAGCAAAAAUCCUUGCGGAAGGAUUUACGCACGGCCACGCGGCAUAAAAUGAUAAGCAUUUGGUACAACAGCGACCGAGACCACCGCGAUUGGGUACGCGUUGCCGGGCGAUAGUACCCAUUGUACCCUGUCAAGGGGUUAAGGCCAUCAUCACUGCGAAAAUCGUCCUUCUCCAGCAGCAGCAGCAUCAACAACGCUUGUCCCCCGCCGCCGCCCACGCCACAUCAGAUUCAAACAGCCGGCAGCAGCUGCAGCAGCGCCAUCAGCAAUCAGCUCCAAAGGCAUCAUACGCAUCAGCAUCAUCAUCACCAGCAGCAUCAUCAUCAUCAGCUCCAGCAUCAUCAGCAGCACAGGCGCAGCAGCAGCUCCAGCCACGCGGACACGGGCAGCAGCUUGGCCACGAAACCGGCCAUCAAUUUGCUUGGCAAUCGGCAGCAGGUCAACUACUUUGAGUUUCCACCCACCACGCGCAGUGCCGGGUCGCUGCUCGCGAACCGCUAUCCCGCCACCGCCUCCACCCCGUCGCUCCACUGUCAGCCCAGCAGCCCAGCAGCUACACCCAGCUCCAGUUACAGUUCUGCGGUGGCCAAAGCGGCUGCCUCAACUGCUUGCGCACUUCUUGCCACGUGCCACGUGGCCAGCAGCUCACCCGCACACUCAUCCCACCACCAGCAACAGCAACAGGAACCGCAGCAGACCACAGACAGAGACAGCAUGGGUCGGCGCGAGAUUAAGCGUUCCAAUACGAGUGGCUCCACCUCCCGAUCCUACGACAGCGGCAGCGCAACCACAAAUUUUGUUGGAAAGUUCACGCAGAGCGUGCGUCGCAUCGUGCAAGAUGUCAAAGAUGAGGGUGCACCCAGCGGCAUGACCCGUGAUGAGGUUAUCGAAACCAACGAACGCCUACGCUCACUACGCCUGCGCCUCGAGGAGUCGUACGACACGGUAAAGAAAGCACUGAUCAACCUCAUGAACAAGUACGGCGAUUCGAAGAGUCAUCGCAACAUAUUUCAGCGCUACCCCAUGCUCAAGCUAAUGAUAAAGGAAGUAAUACGCCUGGAGACCCAGUACUGGACGUUGGUAGACAUUCCGCGACAGGAGAAGCAGGAAACGGUACCCUCAUACGUAAUGCGAGCCUGUUCAAUUAUGGAAAAGACCCAGAAGUCCGGCGAGGGCGUAAAGACAUCGGCCCGGCUGGCCGAGGAGGCCGCCGAGCGCCGGGAGCGCAUGGAGCGUUUAGAACACAUGACAACGGCGCAAAUUGAGCUCGAAAAUACACAGCUGAUUAAUGACUUGUAUCGUCUGCUGAAAAAGUAUCUGGGCCUGCGGCAUUUGAUACGCGUGCUAAAGGAAGAGUACGGCAGCUCAAAGAUGUAUCCGAUAUUUCCACGAUACACAAUGCUCAAGGACAUGAUAAAGGGCAUAAUGCACGACCCGGACUACAUGGAGGUAUGUCACGAAACGCUGGCCAACUCCAACUGAGCCGAGGCAUCCGGAAAUGGCAGGCGUCGCAUGAGUGUCAUUUGAGAGGACCACCCAUAGGCAAAAACACACACAAACAAAUGCAUCAACAGGAUGUAAGUUGUGUGUGUGUGUGUGCCAAUUUCACAUGCGUCUUUCUGUCAUUCCGUAAAUGUUUAACAAUUUUAAAAGCCUUUCCUGCUAGUUCCGGACGAGCGAUGUUGACUUUUGAAUAGUUAGAUACAAAUUUAUAGAUAAAAUUUAGCCAAAUAGUAGGCAAAACAAACUACAAACUACACCACAAGCCCCACCAUAAAUGUAACCUACUAACAAAUACAACUAACUACGACUACAACUUACUACAACCACAUGCUAUUUACAGACAGUUGAGUACGGAUAUACUUUGGUAGUUGGGAUAAGAAACCAUCCAACCAACAAAAGAAACGCAUUUAUUUUAAUGACUUUUUGAGAUGAAUAUAAAAAACACAUAAUAAACUGAACACACGCGGAUAAUGUUAAAUUCAAAUAUUGUAUGAUUUGCAUAAACUAAUCAAAGUUAACUUCAUAUACAUGGUAUUAAAAACUAUCAACUCACUUAUAAUGAGUGCAUUAAAUAUUAAACUCAUAAAUAUUCCUUUGGCCCUAACCUUUUUCUAUUUUAUAAUUGAUCUGGAGAAGUAAACACAACUAAAACAACAAUUUUAUGCAUAUGGUAUAUACAUACUUAAAAUAUUACUUGUAUAGUUAGACAAUAUAAGGGAAAUGUUCCCAGAAUUAAAAUUCUUUACACUUUUUGAAGGAAACACCAAAUUUAUGCGAAAAAAGCUAUUAUAUAUUCAAGUAAAAUAACUCAGGAUCAUUUGUUAUGGUUCCUUGGCUCUCCCAACAAUAUGCAGCAGCCUAUUUUACAAAUAUACAAGCGCUUUAAAUGUGUAACUAUAUAUAUUUAUCUAAAAAAAAGCUUUAAGUCCUUUGCAAUAUGUUAUUAAAAAUACCACGAAACAAAAAGAGUUAUGUCAAAAAUACAAAUAUUAAUAAAUUGUUGCCGUUUGUAUGUGCAUGUUUUAGCUUUAGCCAAACCCACAAAAAAAAAGAGGACACAAUGCAAAUACUUUUAUACGAGACCAAUGACAAACUCUACGAGCUUACAACAUUAAAUGGCAGAAUUAAAAAGAAAAAUAUUUAUUUGUAACUAAUUUAUUUUUACUCUAAAAUACUUUUCAAUCCAACACUCAAUAACUUAUUGCAUAAAUUAACACCUGAUAUCGAACUUUGAGACUUGGUGAAAGUAAGCUAUCUUAUCAAUUAAAUUUAUUAUUUACUUCAUUUAGAGCUUGCAAUUGUUUUACAUAUAAAUUAACUAAAACGUUGAUACACCCACCGAAGUCACGCCAACUGUGCGCCCAAAAACACUUACCGACAUAAAAGACAAUUCGAUACCUAAUUGUACACAAUCACUCGAACAAAAACCACAUCAAUGUCAACUUAAGAUAUCUACACAUUAAACGCAAACCAUUAUAAUUAAAAACAAGUACUAUAUCAAUACGAAGCAUAUGUCUGAACAAGUCAGGCACAUAUAUACGAUGGAUCAAACAGUUCGUAAAGAGAAGACAUUUGAUGUUCAUUACAGUACAUGUUGAAUUCUUGAAAGCUAUUCAACAAUUCGAAUUAUUAUUUUUUUCAUUCCAACAAAAAUUAAUACAAUUCUUUUCAAAUUAUAAAUAUUGGCACAACUGUGCAUAAUAUAAUUGAAGUAUUAUUUUGAAAGCUUGUAAAUCAGGAAAGUUGAACAAGUCGACGAUGAUGCAGUUCACGUAAGACAUAUUAAAAUAGUGUGGCAUUAAUUCGACAAAUGCUUAAAAUAUGUACUACAAUAAAUAUUGUACAACAUAACUACUAAGUGUUUCUGUCGCUUUUAUAUUUUGUUGAUACGCCACGUUUGAGUAGUUAAUUUCUGGCAACUAAAUUAAAUAUUUUGAAAUAUAUCAUUAUAUGGACAUAUAUCAAAUAUAUAAAGUAACGUACCUAAAUUAAUCAAAAUGUAUGAAGAAUACUAGCAAUAUCUUGACGCCUCAUUAGUCCUUUGUUGUGUGUGCGUGUGUGUGUUUGUGUGUGUGUCUGUUUAGCUGAAGUAUGUUAUCAAAUAAAUACAUAGUAGCUAGUUAAUACUAACUUCAAUGGAUAUUUAAAGCUGUAUUAUACAAUCUAUACAUAUUUACAUACACAUCAAAAGCUUACAUACCCACUAAAUGGGGUAUAUACCUACAUAAUUUAUACGAAAACUUCGUACAAUUUUACCUUUCAAUAUCUAAGUGUCUACCAGAAACGGAAAGUGGUUAUACAAAGUAAAAUACAAACAUAACAAAAUAAACAAUUAAAGAUAUUAUGUGUGUAUGUUAUUACAUAUGGCAUUAUAAUCGAAUAUGCAAAAUUAUAAAAACCUAUU
Messenger RNA from Drosophila virilis, 4293 nucleotides. RefSeq lists its product as uncharacterized. The record is from RefSeq and is a predicted model, not a curated record. NCBI's taxonomy places the organism in Eukaryota, Metazoa, Arthropoda, Insecta, Diptera, Drosophilidae.